AUGCAGAAUGUUAGAAAGGGAGGCUGUGUAAAGGCAAUGCAACACAUCAAGAAAAAUAAUAGAGGAAGCCAAAGAAGGACUGGGCUGAAGGAGAAACCAGAUUGUCCAGUAGUCACGGCCCCUUUUAAUCCAUUUGAAUCUAUCUAUCGUCAGGAUUAUGGUUUUCCAAACCGUGUGAAAUUAGAAUCUUUCCGCAGGAGAGCUUGGUAUGAACAGAAAAGGAAUAUACCUCACCCUGAUGAAAUAUUCAUGUUGCAUCAUAUAAAUCGAAAAGAGAUCAAAAAGGUGCCUGACCCUAUAAUGUACUGGGACAGACGCCUAACUGAAAAGGAAAUAUGUGAAAUACUCGGAGGAGAUUUCAGCACUGAAUACCAGUGCAAGUUUUCAGCAGGGAAUAAACAGCAAGUACUAAAAUCUACUCUUCCUAGACCAGUUAAACCAGAGAAAAAAAUCCCUCAUCCACUCAUCACAGAAUUCCGUGAUCAAUAUCGAUCACCUUUCUUAAACAAGGACUUCUUAGUUGAUACUUCCCGUUAUGGUAGCAAUGCUACAAGAGGUAUUCCACCGAAAGGAAUAGUUCCAGCUGUGACAUACGCUCAUAUUAAAACUCAGGAGACCAGGAAAAACCCAACCACUUAUCAAGAGUACUAUGGGAAUGUCUAUGAAGGCCUUGCUUCAUUCCUUAGGUCUGUGGAUAUUGAAUCACUAGACAGAGAACUGCAAAAUUCAGAUCCAAAUGAGAGGAAAGCACUGAGAAGGUUUUUGAAAUGUGUGACCUCAAAUUGUGCACCUCAACCAAAGGAAUUAAAGAUCUGUUAA
Messenger RNA from Hypanus sabinus (Atlantic stingray), 819 nucleotides. RefSeq names its product testis-expressed protein 26-like. The transcript has a single exon. Gene Ontology annotation, cellular component: cytoplasm. The record is from RefSeq and is a predicted model, not a curated record. Lineage: Eukaryota; Metazoa; Chordata; Chondrichthyes; Myliobatiformes; Dasyatidae. The coding region runs from base 1 to 819 and encodes 272 amino acids.